Medioppia subpectinata is the source of this 1278-nucleotide messenger RNA. The record is from the annotation of a GenBank genome assembly. Lineage: Eukaryota; Metazoa; Arthropoda; Arachnida; Sarcoptiformes; Oppiidae.
UAUGGAUGGCAUCUGCUAACCCAGGCGUACCCAAACCUAAGCUCAUUAACGCUGCGCCAGUGCCGACUCACCGAACCGGAACUGACCAAGAUUAUCACGGCGUGCGACCGACUAAAACACCUCGACAUAUCGGACAACCAAUGGGUGGGCGCGUCUAUCAAGCAUUUAAGCGCCGGCAUCGAGUCGCUGGUGUGCGGCGAUCUGUCCAACGACGAGUCAUUGGAGCAAAUCCUGGCCAACCUGAUCGCCGGCCCCGGUAGGCACCUGCGCUCACUAACCUUAUCGGGUGCCCUGAGUCCACUCCACGCCCUACAGCACAUGAUAGAGCUCCGGGAGCUUGAGCUACACUAUCACACCGACGACGACGACGAGGGUGUGGGCGCUGGCGGUGUGACGGGCGGUGUGUUGGCCGACAUCGGUCACCUGUGCCUACACGGCCUGGUGUUGGAACAGAUUCGGUGCUACGAUCAACGCUCGGCGGUGGACGAGCGCCAGUUUCAGCUCAUGUUAAAACGCUCGCCUGAGUUGAGACGACUGGCCAUUGUUGGCGAUUACGAGUGGGAUUUGAGGCUCAGCGACAAAUCCAUGCAUCGGCUAACUGUCAUGUGUCCGGCGCUCGAGGAUCUCACCCUAACCGGUAACGGCUUGAUAGGCGACACCGGCAUCGCAUCUCUUAGCGCACUACCACUACAACGGGUGACACUGUCCUCAUUCCAGUCGGUAACGGACGCGUCGAUACAGACACUACUACAGCGCACACCCGUCCGGCACCUGACCCUUACGGACAUGUCGGGCAUUACAGAGAAUCUGGUCGUACGGGCGGUGACCCUAUGCGAGGAGCGCCGGGACCGACACCUGGAUCUCACUCUCUGUACGGCGCAUAUGAACCGCAAAAUGCUGGCCAACCUACCCAUGCCGGGCAAUCUGCGCGUGCGCGUCGACACUGGCCGCAGCAAUAAGCUGGCCGACGAUCAGGAGCCGUCCACUUUCCAAAUGAUGGUGGUCAUAGGGAUGUCGGCCCUGAUACUUUUGAUGGCCCUAUUGACUACCAUAGUGGUGGUGUUGGUUCCCAUGGCGAUGGCGCUCAUGAUGAUUCACGAAUACUUGCGACAGUGUUCCGUGAGUGUACCCGAUGUGAUGGUCACCCUAUUUCAAGUGAAGAGUGCCCUGAGUGGCCAGUGGGCGCUGGCCAGACAGGCCUACGUUAAGCUUAUGUAUACGUGAUAUUUGUGGUAAACACUGUUUUUUAUGUUUUUCAUCUGUGUGUUUUUGUUUGAC